Messenger RNA from Micropterus salmoides (largemouth bass), 1653 nucleotides. Its product is annotated as pyroglutamyl-peptidase 1-like. Bases 95 to 772 code for a protein of 225 amino acids. Gene Ontology annotation, biological process: proteolysis. The transcript is spliced from 5 exons. Gene Ontology annotation, cellular component: cytosol. The record is from RefSeq and is a predicted model, not a curated record. NCBI's taxonomy places the organism in Eukaryota, Metazoa, Chordata, Actinopteri, Centrarchiformes, Centrarchidae. Gene Ontology annotation, molecular function: pyroglutamyl-peptidase activity.
CUUUCAGCUCUGGGCCAGAAGAAGUCAGACGGCGGUAAGCAUAGACAAUCCUGUCAUUAUUGAUUGGGAUAUUUGAUCCCCUUAUUAUAAACCUAUGACAAUUCUUGUCACAACAUCGUGGAUAAUGGCCAAUAAGAAGAAAGUAAUUGUAACAGGUUUUGAGCCUUUUGGGGAACAUGCAGUGAACUCCAGCUGGGUGGCAGUACAGGAACUGGAACGAUUGGGGCUGGGUGAAGCAGUAGACCUUCAUGUGUGUGAGGUGCCUGUUGAAUACCAGGCUGUUCAGAUCCUACUGCCAUCUUUGUGGAAAGAGCACCAGCCACAGUUAGUGGUCCAUGUCGGUGUUUCUGGGUUAGCCACCACUGUCACUCUGGAGCAGUGCGGCCACAACAAGGGUUACAAACGCCUGGACAACUGCAGCUUCUGCCCAGCUUCCCAGUGUUGCAUGGAGAAUGGCCCCGACUGCAUACUCUCAGUCCUGGACAUGGAUACAGUCUGCAAAAGGGUCAAUGACUCUGGCCUCGGGGUCACUCUUUCUGUAUCUAAGGAUGCUGGGAGGUAUCUGUGUGACUACACCUAUUACACCUCUCUGCAUCUGGGACAGGGUCGCUCUGCCUUCAUCCAUGUGCCUCCGCUAGGAAAACCCUACAGCAGCCAGGACCUGGGUAGAGCUCUUCAGGCUGUCAUCCAGGAGAUGCUGAAACUCCUCGAACUGGAUCACAAACACAACGAGCACUGCAGUCACAAGCAUGUACAGCAGCACAACCACUAAUGACUGACUCCUAACUCGAGGAGACAUGUGGAAUAAAUUCACCAAAAUGGGUCGCUGACUUUAGUACGAGGUUAAAUCAAUGUGACUCCUGAGGCAAGUGAAAGAAUAAUUGAUUUAGUUGCUCAAAAGAUUUUAAAAACCUGUGACUAACAGUGCAGGUAGUGAUGACUCAACCGUUAGCUCCAGAAAUGAACGCCAAUGUCAAGAACAGGAACGCUGAAGUCUGAGUUUGAAGUUUUUAAAUGUAAUAUCAGAUCCAAUUGUAAGCCAUGUGUUGUAUCUUAAAAAUAUUGAACCUUUUAGAAGUUUAAAAACAACACCCUGACUACAACAUUUGUUUAUUUUAGACCUGGUCUAGAUCUUUGCAUGUGUGGAUUUGAAUGUGUGUGCAGCAGUAGUGGGCGUCUGUGAGUCUUACAGUAAUUGUGUCCUUCUACAAUUCUGCCUUUGAUCUUCCAUGAAGACUGUGAUAAUAGAUGUCAAUUCAACAAGUACGGUUGUAUUUACAUUGUGUCAUGUGAAAAGGGGGAUUGAUGUGAUUAUGUUAACUUAUUAUCAGUAAUACUAACAAGGUAGUAGCUGCAGGUCAUGUGUUGUGACACACUGUGGGAAUGUUUACAGACAUGCUAAAUUUUUAAGCCAUAGGCUUCCCCUCACACCUGUGAGUCUGUCCUCACUGUUUUGAAGUCUUCUUGGUACGAUUUGGUUGUUGUCUUGGCAUCACGCUGUCAUUCCCAUGUGUUGCUCGUAUUUGCACCAGAGAAAUGUGAUGACUUUGAAAUGACGUAAACCUGAACAAAUUUAAAGAUUUGAAUUUACAAUGAUUUGUUAAUCUCAGGGAAUAUAUUGCACAUGCAAUAAAUAUGAAGUAAUGUGAUUAA